AUGGACAAAGAGGGAAAAUCCUCUAAACAGUACGGCGCUUUGGAAAAGACGCGUGUGGACGGAGGGACGGAGAAAUCAACGGAGGAUGUCGUUUCGAUGGCUGACUCCACGAUUACAGUCGAGGACAUUGAAGGGGAGCUGUGCAAAAUCGAGCGGAUCAGAGACAUCCUCGUACGGAGGGAAUCAGAGCUGAGAUACAUGAUGGACGACAUCCAGCUCUGCAAAGAAAUCACACGGCUGAAGACGGAACUGCAGAAACUUGUCUCAAAUCCAGACCAGGACAGGUCCAAGGAGGACAGAGAGGAAGAGCUGCUGCAGCAGAUCAACAAGCUGGUGGAGACCAGAGACUUCCUCGUGGAUGAUGUGGAGUUCGAAAGGCUGAGGGAAAGAGAGGAGGACAGAGAAAUGGCAGCCUUCUUACAGUCCAAGCUCCCCAAGACACUGGCUGCAAAAGGUGCUUUGCAACAGCAGAAGGUGGCGUCCAAAUCCCAGCAGACGUCAGCGCCACUCAUCACUAAAACUGGACUCACGCUUCUGAAAGACUGCUGCGGCCUCACCUGCUCCAUCAUGUAACGCUGUCCAGGUGAAAACAGAGGAUUCUACCUCUAUGUGUGUGUGUGUGUGUGUGUGUGUGUGUGUGUGUGUGCACAUGCACAUGUGAGCCUCCUCGGUGCAUGUCUGCCCUAUUAAGAAAGAUUAUCUGCAUUAAUCUUGAAACGCUCAUGUGCAUAUAAUGUAAGAGAUGUGUAUUCUAAUAUGUGCCGUUCGCUGCUGUGAAAUGUUGACAUGUCUUGCAGCGGGGAAGCUGACUGGCUUAUAGAUAUAAUAAUGGUGUCUGUCCAAUUAGUGUAAUUAGAUAUUAUUAUGGCUGCUCUGCCUCUCUGUUUAUGAUGUAUUGGACACUGUAAGCGCAGACAUCUCGGAGGGAACAAACCACACUUCUAAUCUCCCUUUGCCACUUGCUGUAGUGCUGUAGCACAACUGUAUAAUAAUAACAACAAUAAUGACAUUAUUAUUGAUUGUUUGGUCUAUAAAAUGAUCCAGCUAACGGUAGCUGUACAGCAGAGGAGAGAUGCAGUGCACUGAGGUAACGUAUUACAACAGCCUUAGAUUUUCUCAUGGUUUUCAGCUGCAGACAAAGUUGAACAGAUGUGAUCCAGACUCAUGCAGAAGGCUCUUCUACUGCAUGGAUGUUGUGCGUUUUGUUGCACUUCCUCAGCAGUCCACAUCUCAAACCAAAGUCUUUGUCUGAACCAGGUGUAAUUAGUCUUUAGGUAACAUGCCUUACACUCAGUGUUUUGUAAAAAAAUAAAAUAAAAUAAAAAAAAGAUUUUCACAUAUAUGGUCAAAAAAAUGAAGUGUCUAUAAUGUUUUGUGUGACUAUGACUGUAGAACUUUGUA
Chelmon rostratus (copperband butterflyfish) is the source of this 1401-nucleotide messenger RNA. RefSeq lists its product as uncharacterized. Bases 1 to 573 code for a protein of 190 amino acids. NCBI's taxonomy places the organism in Eukaryota, Metazoa, Chordata, Actinopteri, Chaetodontiformes, Chaetodontidae. The transcript is spliced from 6 exons. The record is from RefSeq and is a predicted model, not a curated record.